CAUCAGGGUGAAGAUCUGAUGAACGUAAAAGUUAAAGCUGAAGUAGAAGAAACGUAUGUGAGGGAUGAUCAGCAAUCUAUGGAGGAGGCUGGAAUGACGAGGACAUUCAUAGAGGAGGACACUCCUACACAGAUCAGCACAGGACAAGCCAUGGAGAAACCCUCAAAGGAUUAUCUCACGUUAUCUCGAGUUUGUAAAGUGGAAGAUGAGGACAUGACCCAAGACUGGGCAUUACAAAAGACAAUGAGCUCCACUAUGGAUGGAGGACUUCACAGUGUGGAUAGACCAUGGAAUCCCUCUGACUCUGAGCACCCUCGUACUGUGAGGGGUGGGGCCGGAAUUCAGGGGGAGGAAAACAUUUCCUGCCCCGAAUGUGGGGAAAGUUUUAGCUCAGAAUUAGAUCUUUCUGUACAUCAGAGAUCUCACAUGGGGGAGAACCUUCAUUCUUGCCCUGAAUGCAGGAAAUAUUUUUCGCAGGCAUCCAACCUUUUCGGAGAUCAGAGAUUCCACGCGGGUGAAAAGCCAUAUUCUUGUUCUCAAUGUGGGAGAUUUUUUCCACAGAAAUCAGACCUUGUUAUACAACCAGUAUCUUACAGUGGGGACAGCCAGUAUUCCUGCCCUGAGUGUGGGAAAUGUUUUUCAAAGAAGAAUAAGCUAUCCGCUCAUCAGAGAUUGCACAUGGGCGGUAGACCAACUUGUUCUGAGUGCGGGAGAUGUUUUCAACGGAAUUCAGACCUUGUAAUACAUCAAAGAACUCACACGGGUGAGAAGCCGUAUCCCUGUUCUGAGUGCGGGAAAUGUUUUGCACGGAAGUACCAUCUUAACACGCAUCAGAUGUCUCACACAGGUGAGAAGCCGUAUUCCUGUUUUCAGUGCGGGAAUCGCUUUUCACGGAAGUUCAAUCUUAAAACACAUCUGCUGUCUCACACGGGCGAGAAGCCGUAUUCCUGCCCUGAGUGCGGGAAAAGUUUUUCACAGAAGUCUUAUCUCAACAAACAUCAGAGAUCCCACACAAUCUUCAGGAUUUAUUAGUGUCCUAAGCGUGGGGAAAUAUCUUCUUUAUGGAUCAUAUUUUGCCGUACAUCAGAGAUCUCACACUGGGAAGACGCUCACCUUGAUAUACACCUCAGAAAACACGUGGCUGAGCGUUCCUCUGAUCUCCAUCAUGGAAGAAACACUUUAUAAGUAAAUCAGAGAUCACUAAAGACUUCAAAGUUCUGUCUGGUCUACUCUACAAUGAGAGAGAAGGAGGGGGUGUCACUGCCGGUUGGGUUCCUCUAGGAGACA
This is a messenger RNA of Rana temporaria (common frog), 1287 nucleotides long. RefSeq names its product oocyte zinc finger protein XlCOF6.1-like. NCBI's taxonomy places the organism in Eukaryota, Metazoa, Chordata, Amphibia, Anura, Ranidae. Gene Ontology annotation, biological process: negative regulation of transcription by RNA polymerase II. The record is from RefSeq and is a predicted model, not a curated record. Bases 19 to 1032 code for a protein of 337 amino acids. The transcript is spliced from 3 exons. Gene Ontology annotation, molecular function: DNA-binding transcription repressor activity, RNA polymerase II-specific.